AACUUACAGGUGGUGACUUGAAGCUCAAUCACAAACGGGCCACUGGAUUCGGCUCAAAUCCCAUCUUCCUCUCCAAUUCCACAAGUCAAGCCCUGAUGGCGCUUCAGCACUCUCUCUUCAAAUCAAUUCUCUCCCAAAUCAGCAGAACCAAUGCAAGAAUCACCUUCGCUCCCUCUUCAUCUUCGCAUUUGAUUCAUUAUGCUUGCCAAGGCCUUUAUGCCCACAGCUUCACCAACCACGCUGCCCUGCGAAUUGCCUCCUCGUCCAAUUACAGCAGCGCCGCUACUUCCAACGCCAAUGGUGGCGGCCGACAGUUCCUGGCAAUGACCGACGAAGAGCUGAUGAGGCAGUGCGAGAUGGACACCUUCAAGGCGUCCGGCCCCGGCGGCCAGCACCGCAACAAGCGCGAAUCCGCCGUCCGUCUCACGCACCUCCCUACUGGCAUCGUUGCUCAAGCUGUAGAGGAUAGGUCACAGCAUAAGAACCGUGGGGCAGCCCUAGCUCGUCUCCGAACCCUGUUGGCUCUUAAAGUCAGGAAUACAGUAGAUCUUGAUGCAUAUUCGCCUCCUCAAGAGCUCCGCCAAAUUCUUCCUGCAAAGUCAACCAUCAGAGGAUCGGAUUGUGGUCCACAGAUAGGGCCAAAUAAUCCAAAAUUUGUUUUGGGAAUGCAAGCUUUGUUAGAUCUAAUAAUUGCAGUUGAAGGUUCUAUAUCUGAUGCAGCAAGGAAGUUGGGUUUAAGCACGGGGGCGCUGUCUCGCUUGAUACUUUCAGAUGAUUCUCUCAGAAUGGCAGUCAAUGAGUUCAGGAUGUCUAAGGGUUUGAAGCCUCUCAAAUAGAAACUGUGGAUGGCGUUCCAUGUGACAGGAUUGCAUCCUUCUACAUUCCCGUGUCUGCUUUGCCAGGAAACACCGUGAAUAGGUGUAUUAAACAGGCAAAUGUCAGAUUCAUAAUAGUUUUAUGUUACGUGAGAAUGUCAAUAUAGGGAGUAUUGUAUUGUUGAUACAGGAGGGGUCUAUGGUGGGUGGUAGUUGACGCUCAGAUCUGUAAAGAAUGAGAUUAUGGGUCACCAAACGAGCACUUCAUUUCACACAUUGGAAGCCCUCCCUAUCGGUUACAUGAAUUACUACUACUUUUGAUAUUUCCCAUCUGACAUAACAUGCUUCAAAAUCACAUUUUCAUAUGUUGCAAGAUUAGAGAUAAAUGAUUGUCAUUCUACCUAGGGCGCAACCAUCUCAGAAUUACUGGGACGAGGAAUUAGAAAGAGUCAGCUCCAUUCCUUUUGCCCCAUCGUUGGUUUCCUUGUUAAUUGAUAAAUUUAUCCGAGACUUUUUUUAAUUCGGAAUGUAGUUAAAAAAAAAAAAAAUGCUCACUUACCAUAUGUUAUAUUAGAAUGCAAUCUCAUUAUAACUUUUUUUAACCUUAUUUGUUAUAUCAUAUACAGAAUGAAUUCAGUGGUGGCGGACCAACAUUAAUUAUUUAUAAAAGUAAAAAUUAAUUUUUAAAUUGAUAAUUUAAUAAAAUUUCAGUGGGGCAGUAACUGUACUUUUGACAGAAUUCUGUGUUUUUAAAAAUAAAAAUAAUU
Messenger RNA from Diospyros lotus (date-plum), 1582 nucleotides. RefSeq lists its product as uncharacterized. The record is from RefSeq and is a predicted model, not a curated record. The transcript is spliced from 7 exons. Gene Ontology annotation, cellular component: chloroplast. The coding region runs from base 96 to 836 and encodes 246 amino acids. Lineage: Eukaryota; Viridiplantae; Streptophyta; Magnoliopsida; Ericales; Ebenaceae. Gene Ontology annotation, biological process: translational termination. Gene Ontology annotation, molecular function: translation release factor activity.